AUGGCAGAUAAGACUCCAGUUCCAGCCUCGGAGAUUGAGCACGUACAUUCUGAGAUGGAUGUUCCCCCCGAGCUCGAGAAGACCCACGUCGAAGAAGAGCGGAAACUAGUGCUCAAGAUUGAUUUGCGCAUCCUGCCGUAUCUCUCGGUCAUCUUUGGCUUGUCUCUGCUUGAUCGGAUCAAUGUUUCGGCCGCAUAUAUUGCAGGGAUGAGCAUUGAUAUCGAACUCGCGGUCGUUGAAGAGGCCCCCCCUUCUUCCCGAAUUUUUUAUACCGUGUCUGUUGACCUAGGAUGGAUGGAUGGGUGGAUUAUUCGACGAGUCGGCGCCAGAUGGUGGCUGAGCUUCCUGAUCACUGCCUGGGGUAUCUGCGUCAUGUGCCUGGGGUUUAUACAAAGCUGGGUCCCAUUGGUCGUCCUCUGCGUUCUCUUGGGAGCGUUCGAGGCCGGUUUGUUUCCGGGGGCGGUCUUCCUGAUCUCUGCAUGGUACAAGACAUAUGAAACGGCACGAAGAGUGUCAUGGUUUUAUAUGGCCUCGCUGAUGGCUUCUGGGUUCAAUGGUAUUAUUACAUAUGGCCUGUCGGUGAUCAGGUCUGGAAGUGGCACCUAUCGGCAAGGGUGGAGAUGGAUAUUCUUGAUCGAAGGCGCCAUUACAAUAUUUUGCGGCUUGAUAGGCUUCUCCACAAGUUUGCGGUUUGGACCGUCCUGUGCUGACUCUCUAUUGGCAAUUCCGGAACACAGCAAAUGGCUCAACGAGAGGGAGAGGCAUAUCGCCACCGUCCGACUUGCCAACGAGCGCUCGGGCAGAGAGUACGAGCAUCCAACCCUCAGGCAAGGCUUAAGACUCCUUAUGGACUGGAAACUUGCUUUCUACUGCCUCCAGGCCUACCUGGGCGCGUGCAGUGUAUAUGCAUUGGGCUACUACACACCAAUAGUUCUUCGUCAGGGAUUGGGAUUCAACUACGCCUUGGCCCAGAUCUUGUCGAGUCCGCCAUAUAUACUGACUGUUUUUCUCUCCCUCCUGACAUAUUGGUUGUCGGACAAGACGAAACUACGCUGGCCGUUUCUAUGCUUCCACGCCUUGGUCGGACUUGUUGGGCUCGUCAUCGUCCUCUGCGCUAAGCCACCCGGGGUUCGCCUCUUUGGGGUUUUCCUGGCGAUAUUUGGCACCAACGCCAAUGUGCCAGGAAAUCUGACUUAUGGACAAGGCCAGACCGCUCUACCACACAAGAAAGGUCUGGUGGUGGCGGCCCAGGUCGGGUUUGGUUCUAUUGGGGGAAUUACCGGCUCAACCAUCUUCAGAUCGCAGGAUGCGCCACAGUACUUCCCUGGGAUCUUGUGGUUGACAAAAAGAAACCGUGACGCGGAUGAAAAGGGGGAGAUCCUCGAAAAAGUGGAAGGAUUUAG
Molecule: messenger RNA, 1403 nt
Organism: Fonsecaea pedrosoi CBS 271.37
Lineage: Eukaryota; Fungi; Ascomycota; Eurotiomycetes; Chaetothyriales; Herpotrichiellaceae
Exons: 11
Biological process (GO): transmembrane transport
Cellular component (GO): membrane
Molecular function (GO): transmembrane transporter activity
Source: RefSeq, a predicted model, not a curated record